AUCAUUUCUUCGGAAUUCUUCCCUCUGCCACUCACACUCACACAAAACCUAUACAUACAUACACUGUAUAUACACAUAUACAUACAGAUACAGAUUAAUCAUUAAUCACAUAAACAAAAGAAAUGGUGUGGAUGACGCCGACUCUUUCGGCUACAAUCUCCCGCCUAAAUCUAUUGACAAACACUCUAUCACAUAAUUAUCAACACACCAUCAAAAUCUUUAAAACAUUAUCAAAUUCAAAACCAAGACCUCAAAAAUUACCUUUUAAAACUUCAUUUUCAUCCACUAAUUUCAACUCUAAAAAUUCAGUAUCAAAAAUGGGUCUUAAAGAUAGUUUGGUUGUUUUGGGAAUUGAGACUAGUUGUGAUGAUACUGCUGCUGCUGUUGUUAGAAGUGAUGGUGAAAUCCUUAGCCAAGUUGUAUCUUCUCAGGCAGAUCUUCUUGCCAAGUAUGGCGGAGUAGCUCCAAAGAUGGCAGAAGAAGCUCAUUCACAAGUGAUUGAUCAGGUAGUACAGGAAGCACUUGAUAAGGCUAACUUGAAGGAGACAGAUCUUUCUGCUGUUGCAGUUACUAUUGGUCCUGGGCUAAGCCUGUGUCUACGAGUUGGUGUGCAGAAAGCCCGCAAAAUUGCUGCUACUUACCAGUUGCCAUAUGUUGGUGUGCAUCACAUGGAAGCUCAUACUUUAAUAGCCAGGCUGUGCGACAAAGAUUUGGAGUUUCCUUUCAUGGCACUUCUUAUCUCAGGAGGACAUAAUCUCAUAGUUCUUGCACGUGAUCUUGGUCAUUACUUACAACUUGGAACUACUAUUGACGAUGCUAUUGGUGAGGCAUAUGACAAGUCUGCAAAGUGGCUUGGCCUUGAUUUGAGGAGAAGUGGCGGGCCCGCCAUAGAGGAGCUUGCUCGACGCGGUGAUGCUAAUUCUAUAAAAUUCUCUGUUCCAAUGAAACAACAUAAAGAUUGCAAUUUCUCGUAUGCUGGUCUAAAGACUCAAGUAAAGCUUGCAAUUGAAUCCAAAAAGAUUGAUGCUGGCAUCCCCUACUCUUCUGCUAGUAUUGAAGAUCAAGGCCUACGAGCUGAUAUUGCCGCCUGUUUUCAGAGAGCUGCUGUAUUGCAUCUAGAGGAAAAGUGUGAACGAGCUAUUCAAUGGGCAUUAGAGAUUGAGCCUUCAGUUAAACACUUGGUUGUCUCAGGAGGUGUUGCAUCGAAUCAAUAUGUGAGGGCUCGGCUCCAUGAGGUUGUUGCAAGGAGCUCCCUUCAACUUGUCUGCCCUCCACCAAGUCUCUGCACAGACAAUGGGGUAAUGAUUGCCUGGACAGGCAUUGAGAACUUCCGCUUGGGAAGAUACGAUCCUCCACCACCUGCCGUUGAACCCGAGGACUGUCAGCUUGAUUUGAGGCCAAGGUGGCCGUUGGGGGAGGAAUACAGUAGAGGAAAAAGCAUAGCUCGGUCAAUGAAAACGGCUCGUAUCCAUCCAUCUCUUACUUCUCUUACCCAAGCUUCUCAACACCAAUGUUUAUAACCUCCACUAGCUCGCAUUCAUAUUCUUCCAGCUUUUGGUUUCUUUGACGUAAAAUGCUUAUAUUUGAAUGUUUUUGUCUUCGUAUGCUUGGUAACCUAACAAAUGUUGUUGGUUUGAGUUAUAGGUUAUUAUAUAGUCUGUAGGCAUAUAUAGAAAUGUAUCUCAACCUUAUAUAUGUAUCGACCAACUAUUGUAAAACUGAUUGUUGUAAUUUUGUAACCCUCAUUUUUAUUCUGA
Erigeron canadensis is the source of this 1757-nucleotide messenger RNA. Its product is annotated as probable tRNA N6-adenosine threonylcarbamoyltransferase, mitochondrial. The coding region runs from base 123 to 1520 and encodes 465 amino acids. The record is from RefSeq and is a predicted model, not a curated record. Gene Ontology annotation, cellular component: mitochondrion. NCBI's taxonomy places the organism in Eukaryota, Viridiplantae, Streptophyta, Magnoliopsida, Asterales, Asteraceae. Gene Ontology annotation, biological process: tRNA threonylcarbamoyladenosine modification. The transcript has 13 exons.